UUUCACUAGAUUUUUCUCUGGCCUAGUUAGCGAUCUUAACUGGGACACAUCAUUAAUUUGUUCCUCUCGAUUUCUGAAGAAAUCUUGAUUCAGCCUUAUUAGUGUGAGAGUAUUCAUUUUUCUGAUUUUUAAGUCUUACUUCCCAAUUCACCAUAUCUCAAAAUCACUCACACCAACGUUUCAAAAACUCUUUUCACACACACACACACUAAUUUCAGCUACCUUCUUCAGAGCUCUUGAAUUAAAUCACCAUCUAAUUGUUUUGUCUCAUGCAAGAGUUAAUUUUUCAAAAGCAUCUCCUACUAAAUUAAAGCACGGUGACCACCAAAUCUUUCUCUUCUAUUCUUCUCAUUGUUGUUGAUCAUGGUCAAAACGCACGAAUCUCAUCAUAGAUGAUUUGAAGGAGAAAAGCGAAAGUAGUGAAACUUCCAAAAGGCAACCAAAGCCGAAAAAGUCGAAUUUCGGGAUAAUGAGCAUGUGGGAAUCAGAAAGUGAAGCAGCAGCUGGAAGGGAAUAUGGGGGUGGAAUUCUCACCUCAACCAAACAUGGUGUUAAAAUUGAAGGGUUUCAUCAAAGAGGCAACUCUUGGUAUGUUUCAGCUGAUAUUCCAAGUGAUCUUCAAGUCCAAAUUGGAGAAGCCAAUUUCCACUUGCACAAGUAUCCUUUACUAUCUAGAAGUGGAAAGCUGAACAGAAUCCUAUACGAUUCCCGCAACCCCGACUUGAAUAAGAUAGCUAUGGACGAUCUUCCUGGAGGGCCAGAGGCUUUUGAACUGGCAGCCAAGUUCAGCUAUGGAGUUGCUAUAGAUUUGACAGCAGGAAACAUUUCUGGCCUAAGAUGUGCUGCCGAGUACCUUGAAAUGACCGAGGAUCUAGAAGAAGGUAAUCUUAUAUUCAAGACUGAAGCUUUUCUUAGCUAUGUUGUUUUGUCUUCAUGGAGAGACUCAAUAGUAGUGUUGAAAAGUUGUGAGAAGUUGUCUCCGUGGGCCGAAAACCUUCAAAUCGUCCGAAGAUGCAGCGAGUCUAUAGCUUGGAAAGCUUGUGCUAAUCCGAAAGGAAUAAGGUGGGCGUAUACCGGAAGAGCACCAAAAGUUUCUAGUCCAAAAUGGAAUGAAAUGAAAGACUCAAGUCCUAGUAGGAAUCAAUUGGUUCCUCCUGAUUGGUGGUUCGAAGACGUUUCGAUCCUUAGGAUUGAUCACUUUGUUAGAGUCACUACUGCUAUUAAGGUAAAAGGUAUGAGAUUUGAACUGAUUGGUGCUGGAAUAAUGCACUAUGCAACUAAAUGGCUACCAGGAUUGGGAAAUGACGCUGCAAUCGCAGUAGAGGAAACAAGCAUCAAUAACGGUAACAAUAGUUCUAGUAGCGGAAGCGACGGUAGCUGGAAAGGUGGACUUCAUAUGAUUGUUGCAGCCGGAACUAGGGAUGAAACUUCAAGUCUUCAAGCUAAGGAUCAAAGGAUGGUUAUUGAGAGUCUCAUCAGCAUAAUUCCGCCGCAGAAAGAUAGUGUCUCGUGUAGCUUCCUUCUUAGGCUUCUGAGAAUGGCAAACAUGUUAAAGGUUGCACAUGCAUUGAUUACUGAUUUAGAGAAAAGGGUAGGAAUGCAGUUUGAGCAAGCUUCACUGAAUGAUCUUUUGAUUCCUUGUUAUAGUAAAAGCGAGACUAUGUAUGACGUGGAUCUUGUUCAGAGGUUGUUGGAGCAUUUUCUUGUUCAAGAACAGGUUGAAGGUUCUAGUCCAAGCAGACAACAAUCAUUAUCGGACAAGCUUGUGGGAAGUAGCCUAAAUGCUAAAGCAAGAGUGGCUAGACUUGUGGACAGUUAUCUUACAGAGGUAUCAAGAGAUAGAAAUCUUUCAUUGACAAAGUUUCAGGUUCUUGCAGAAGCUUUGCCUGAGUCAGCUAGAACUUCUGAUGAUGGACUAUACCGGGCAAUCGAUUCAUAUCUCAAGGCACAUCCAACACUAACUGAGCACGAAAGGAAGCGACUCUGCCGUGUAAUGGAUUGUCAGAAACUCUCCAUUGAUGCAUGCAUGCAUGCUGCUCAAAAUGAAAGGCUUCCAAUAAGGGUAGUGGUACAAGUUCUAUUCUCUGAACAGGUAAAGAUAAGCAAUGCACUAGCCAACAACAAUUCUCUGAAAGGCGGCGGCGUUGAAUCUCAAUUCCAACCAAUAAUAACAAACAGGAAAACACUUCUAGAAGGGACACCACAAUCAUUCCAAGAAGGAUGGUCAACAGCUAAGAAAGACAUUAACACACUAAAGUUUGAACUUGAGAGUGUGAAAACAAAGUAUUUGGAACUUCAACAUGAUAUGGAAAAUCUGCAGAAACAAUUUGAUAAGGUGAUGAAGCAAAAGCAUACAUCAGCUUGGACUAGUGGGUGGAAGAAACUGAGCAAACUUACAAAAAUGACAAAUGUAGAAAAUCAUGAUAUUGCUAAUCACAUUCCAACUUCUGAAGAACAGAACAGAAAGACAACUAGAAGGUGGAGAAACUCAAUAUCUUGAGAUACAUCAAAUUCUCAAUUUCAUGAGUAUUUAUUGAUACCUCUCAAAUUAAUUUGUGUUUGGACUUUUUGUCUUUUCUUUGUCAUAUUUCAUUCAUUAAUGAAAAUUCUAUGAAAUUCAAAUAACAUGUAAUUUUAUUACCAAGUCAAAUCAUAAUUUUCUUGUGUGAAA
This is a messenger RNA of Cicer arietinum (chickpea), 2671 nucleotides long. RefSeq names its product root phototropism protein 3-like. The record is from RefSeq and is a predicted model, not a curated record. Gene Ontology annotation, molecular function: protein binding. NCBI's taxonomy places the organism in Eukaryota, Viridiplantae, Streptophyta, Magnoliopsida, Fabales, Fabaceae.